Molecule: messenger RNA, 2271 nt
Organism: Branchiostoma belcheri (Belcher's lancelet)
Lineage: Eukaryota; Metazoa; Chordata; Leptocardii; Amphioxiformes; Branchiostomatidae
Product: steryl-sulfatase-like
Exons: 7
Coding region: 52-1830 (592 amino acids)
Molecular function (GO): arylsulfatase activity
Source: RefSeq, a predicted model, not a curated record
AGUGACUGAUCACAUCAUUGCUUGUUCCAGACAAUCAUCCGAGGCACAUCAAUGAUGAGACUCUAUCGAUCGCAGGCCGCCAUGUCACCGGCUGUACUGGUCCUGAUGCUGACCGUCGGUUCACAACUGUCACUGGUGGACGGAGAUGGAAGAAAAGUCCAGCAGAAGCCAAACUUCCUCCUGUUUAUGGUGGAUGACUUGGGGAUUGGAGAUGUGGGCUGUUUUGGAAACACAACAAUCAGGACACCCAACAUUGACCGCAUCGCUACAAACGGUGUGAAACUGACCCAGCAUCUGGCGGCCGCCGCAGUCUGUACCCCCAGCAGGGCAGCCUUCCUGACCGGACGAUAUCCCAUACGCUCAGGAAUGGCCCCAUCAGGUCAGAUGAGGGUUAUCCCAUUUCUUGCCUCGUCAGGGGGGUUACCAGCAAAUGAAACCACCUUUGCAACAGUUCUGAAACAAGCUGGCUAUGACACAGCCCUUAUUGGAAAGUGGCAUCUAGGAGUGAGCUGUUCCAACAGAAAUGACUUCUGUCACCACCCGCUCAACCACGGCUUCGGCUACUUCUACGGCCUUCCUCUCGGUAACGUACGCGACUGCGGAAUCAACACGGGCACCGUCAUGAGAACCAAACCCACCGAACAAAUCAUCAGCGUCGUCAUAGCCAUCACGGUACUCCUCCUGUCUGUGGCCUUCCUGAAGUUAUACGGUGUGGUGUACUACAACUGGAGGAGUUACUGUAACUUUGUUGGGCUCUGGGUGGGGCUGAUUCUUCUGGGCUUCUUCUUCCUGAGAAGUUUUCGCACUCUGAACUGCGUGUUGAUGAGAAACAAGGCUGUGGUAGAGCAGCCGUUCCACCUGGAAACCCUGACACCGCGCUUCACAGAAGAGGCAGUGGCCUUCCUGCACCAGAAAAAGGAUUCGCCAUUCCUGCUGUACGUCGCCUAUUCUAAAGUUCACACGGCGCUGGCGACAACGGAAAGAUUUCGCGGGAAAAGUCAGCACGGCGACUACGGUGACAACAUAGAGGAGAUGGAUUGGAGUGUGGGGGAGAUCAUGAAAACACUGGAUGAUCUGGGAUUGACAGAAAACACUUUGGUGUAUUUGUCUUCUGACAACGGGGGGCAUUUAGAGGAGGUAUCAGCCCAGGGGGAGGCACACGGUGGAUGGAACAGUAUUUACAAAGGAGGAAAGGCACAAGGUGGGAUGGAGGGAGGGAUCCGAGUUCCUACUGUCCUGCAAUGGCCUGGAAAACUCCCAGCUGGUUCAGAGAUCUCAGAACCCACCAGUCAGAUGGACGUGUUCACCACGGUGGUGGAACUGGCCAAUCAGAAGGUCCCGCAGGACAGGCAGAUUGACGGGAAGAACCUUUGGCCUCUCCUAACCGGCGAGGAGACUGCCUCACCCCACGAGUUUCUGUUCCACUACUGUGGGACCUGGAUACAUGCGGCCAGGUACAGGCCAAGACAAGGUAACAGCACUUGGAAGGUUCACUUUACCACACCUGACUGGACUCCGGGGACCAUGGGCUGCUUUGACACCUUAGUCUGUUACUGUUACCAGGGUUACGUAACUCACCACGACCCUCCGCUACUGUACGACAUCGCUCACGAUCCCACAGAGGACAACCUCGUCAACAUUUCCUCCGACAAAAAAUACCAACAGAUCAUCAGCAGUGUCGAAAACGCAGUGGAGGCACACAGAAGAUCUGUCAGCCCUGCACCCAACCAGUUUGCGCCUUCCAAGCUGAUCUUCACUCCGUGGUUGCAGCAUUGCUGUAACUUUCCGUACUGUUCAUGUGAAGAUGACAUGAAAGGAGUUCACCUGUGAGGCCUCAUGCGCUAAUGUACAACUGUACAACAGUCUGUAAACAAAAAACAUAGGACAUUGGCAUAAGUUUUGUGGUUUGGUCCUAUGAGUAAAAUGGUGUUAGAAAUUCUGGCAAGUACAAUCAUGCACAUCAUGUUUGGAAAUAGCCAAAUUAAAAAGAUUUUUAAAAAGAGAAAAAAAUUCUAAAAUGCUAAAAAUGCAUCAAAUCAACCUAGUAGACAAAAUAUCAUAAAGAUAUCAAAGUAUUGUCAUUCAACCAAAAAAGUCACAAACACAAUUGGGAACUUCAUCUUCUUGGCAUGUUAAGACCACGUCUAGCAGAAAAAUAGACAUUAAAAGUUAAAAACACAGACAAGAACAACUAAAAUGUAAAAGGGCAAUCACAGUCAAGGCCACACCAAUCUAAUUUCUUGGUUAAUGGAUUUUUCUAGAAAAAUAAUG